GCCUGCAGAGUUUUCCGUCCUGUGUCAGGAUAACAUCGUAAACGAGGACCACCUGACGGUAAGACCGGACUAAAUGGAAGCAGCGGAGAAAACUCUCAUUUACCAAGAUGACACCGGACUUCACAGGAAGCUGCUCACAGAUGACAAGGAUAAGGACAAGACCGGCGGUAAGGACCACGCCACCGAGACGAACAGCGACGAGUCCAAUUAUGUGGAUCUGGACGUAAAACCUGACUGUCCCAAAACGGUUAAAGUGACUUUCACAGGUGUAGGGAACCAGCUGUCUGUUAUCAAAUGCGACAGUUCAAAUCAGGGGGAGCAGGAACGAAAGAGUAAAAUCAUUUCGAGCAAGGACAAGCAGGACACCGUCCCCGGGCUCGGAUCGGAUGAGCCCCAGUCGGAAACUCUGACCAAACUUCCCAACACUGAUCAGGACUCCGAGAAUGAGAAUCAGCGCCAGGUCGAGCUCGACCCGAGUGACUGCAGCGACAAUGUGUGCAGUGAAAGUGAUGAGCUCCGGUACACGGACAUGUAUCUGAACAGCAAGACGGAGUCCGAUGACGGCGCCAGCGCCUUGCUGUCCGACCACUGCGGCUCCGACACCGUGGAGGACGAGUCCCACUAUAUCACCACGCACGAAAUCCAGCUAACCGAGCUCGACCACGACGUAGAUUACGACUUAGGCCGCGGGACCUGUUGGGAGUUUGAAGACGACAACCUGGUCUAUUCCUUUGUGGAUUACGCCUCUUUUGAAAGCGAUGAUACUCAGGAGGGCACUCUGAUACUAGAGGGCAGGGGCCAGGCGAAAGUGCAGUCAAAUCUCGGUGGAACAGUUGUCAGCACUGAGCAGGAGGAGAGCGAUCUUUGUGAUUCGGACAAAUGCGCCAGCUCGGACGAAAGCGUGUGUAAAAAUCCAAGUGAAGACCUUAGUGAGGGGAAAAUCCACCUGUCGAUAAAAACCUCCUCUAGAGCAGUUAACGACCCAGUUAAUGUAUUUGACAACAACUUCUCUGAGUACAAGAAACACUGUGGAGACAAGAGCAAUUUCUCUUUUGUGAGCCCUGGCGCCAGCGCGGGGCCCCUGUGCGACAGAGCCCCAUAUUUCAUCCCUGCUCCGGGCCGUCAGCACCUUGCAACCAAACUGAGACGGAAAGAUAUUAAUGAGUAUUCCAGCGGAGCGUCCAGCUCGAUCAGUGAGCUGGACGACGCUGAUAAAGAGGUGCGUAAUUUAACCGCCAAGUCUUUCCGGAGCCUGGCAUGUCCGUACUUCGAUGCUAUUAAUCUUAGCACCUCUAGUGAAUCUUCUGUCUCGGAAUACGGCCUCAAUAAGUGGUCGGCUUAUGUAGACUGGAAUUAUGGAAACAUAACGCGAGGCGGAGAGCGCAGCGUAAUUGCGCACAAGACUUCCAGGGCAACGCUGGAAAUGAAUAAGAACGUGGAAAGUAAGAAGCAUGGUAAGUCUGUUACCGGCACGAAAACCCCGCAAAACAAAACAUGCGCGCUAAAUAAAAGAAUAACUUCACAGCAAGCAUCAUCUUCCAGCAAAAAGAUCCAAGUGAAAGAUCACGUUCAGCCAGUGCAGCGCGGUGUCACGUUGAAUUUCCGCUGUAAUGUUGAAUCACAUGAAACAGCUGAUUCAAAAUGCCCCAAAAAGGCACGACCCAAUGGGGCUACCGGGGCUGUGCUGGCCAGGUCUGGGUAUGAGAUGCAGUAUCAUCACACAGAUAACCUAGGAGAUACUCACAAAAGGGCAAUUUUUGCAUCAAGUCUUUUGAAAAAUGUGAUUUCCAAAAAGAUGCAAUUUGAGCAGGAGCGCAAAAUGGAGAGGGGUGAAAUCUGUGACACAUCCCCCUGUUUUCAGAUAAAAGAUCCAGAGGUGAUGAGAGAAAGGAGUCCGGGACGAGGCCUACAAAGGCAAACAUCAGAAUCGGGCUCAGGAUUCACUGUGAAUUCUGCUGAUGAUCAGUGUCCGGAGGUUGGCAAACAGAGUUCCUGUGGUGAUGGAGAGGAAACAAAAGGCAGCAAAGCACCAGAUGAUUCAGACAAGGGACAGGAUGAACUCCAAAAGGAUUCAACCAUCCACAGUCAAAGUACUUCAUCUAAUUCAUUAAAAGAAGAUGAUCCAGAACCUGUAAAACAGGUCGAACCUCCAUCUGUAACCGGCACACAGACUGCAGCAAAGGAAGGAUUAGACACCAGCAGCAUGCUGUCAAAACUUCUUUUUGUUCCAAGUUGCCAGCUACACUCAAAGGAGAGGAACUUUUCAGAUUUACUAAGACACACACCUGACUCUGUCACACCUGCUGCUUCACAGAAAAGUGAAAAGGAGCUGAAAGCGAGUAAUAACGGAAACAAAGAAGAAAAUGGGAAGGGAGGGAAGAAACCCGAGAUAAAAAUAUGUCUGAGAAGCGUGAAAGAAAAUAAAGGCUGCACGCUGAAUAUUGCCAAUCUCCUAACCCCUAAAAUAAGUUACAAUGUCAACACGUUCAGGACAGCAGAUGAUACCAGAGUCCCCAUUUUGUCAGCAGCCGACAGGGUUCCAAAUUUCACUGUUAGAGACAUAAGAGACACCAAAUGCAAGCUUCAAACACCAAUAUACCACGUAAGGGAUGUACGCAAGUUGGUAAAAAGCUCAUAUCGCUUUGUUUCCUUGAAUAAUAGUGGCAGUAAAUGUUCCACAGCAGCUGAUAAACCUGAGGAAAAGGCAAAAACAGAGCAUGUUAAACAUUUAUUACCGUCUCCUAUUGUAAUCAAAUGCAACUCUGUUAAAACAAAUGUCAAGUCAGAGAAAACUGCAGCACAGAAACAAGCAGUGACAUCUGAAAAUCCCCAGAGUGAAAGUGGACCUUCUGCUUCUGUGGCUAACAGGGCACCACCAGUCAUAACCAAGCAGGGGUGCCCUGACCAAUCAGACAUUCAAACGACUCAACUGGUGAAACAGAGGCAGGAGAAGUUUGCAGGUGAGACGGUGGAAAGGAGAAAUGAGGCGGCAGCUCCAAAACAAGAUGCAGUGGAGAAAAUAAAAGCUGCUGUCAAAACGAUGGAGCAGCUUUAUUUUUUUGACAAAAAUGAGUGGAAGCGCAAGAGUCAGGCUCCACGCCCCAUCACAGGCAGCCAUGUGCUGUCGCUUAUUGCCAGGGAAGAGCAGGGAGCAGAGGUGCCCGAGGCGGCAAGCACCGACAGCACUCCUCAGUCAGAAAUGGGGAGGCAGCAUGAAGACAAAAGAGCCCUCAAUGUCAUUCAUGUUCCAUAUGACAGUGAUGCUUUUAAAACACAACAAAGCAAAACAUUUACUAACAAAAGCAUCCUCCAUUUUGGCAGCAAGGCUUGCGUCAGUGUUAACUCAGACAGCAGCUCUGCAUUUCCACUGCCACCAACUGUGAAAAGCUCCAAAACUCCAGCGGCUCCACUGUCUGUGAAAAUAGAAGAGCCAAGACAUUGCCAGGUGGAGAAUGGAAAGGUCAAAAUCAGCCCCACUAAUCCUUUGGUUACACAGGGCUGCUCGGACUCUGAGAACUAUUUAACCAUACCAGGGAUGGCCUACAAAAAUGAAAUCAAACUUUCAAACCCAGUACACGAUUCGAAGGAGGGCAAUUCAAAUAACAGUAAAGUCAAUGCAGCUGACCUCAAGGCACCUGAGCAGAAAACUUCUCCGUUAAUCAUGGAGUACCCAGGCACGAGCAUCUACCAUCACUCAACAGCAGCAACAGGGCCUCAGAAACAGCAGCAGGUGCUCUGUUUCUCUCCCUACCUCCCAAAUGUGUCGCCUACACCUUCUACUGGAGAGCCAGCGCAACAAACCCAGCGCAAGAUGCUUGUGGACCCCACAACUGGACAUUAUUACUUGGUGGACACUCCCAUUAAAGCGACCUCUAAGAGACUGUUUGACCCUGAAACAGGUCAGUACGUGGAUGUACCCAUGCCUCAUUCACCUGUGGCACCUGUAACCCCGGUGCCUCUUUCUGUGUCUCCCCUGGCACUUAACCCAGGAGGAUAUGCCCCCACCUACAUGAUCUACCCAGGCUUCAUCUCCUCACCCGCUAUAGCAGCCCAGAUGGUAUUGCCACAGUCCCCAUGUUAUUCUGAAGAUGCAGGUGGAGAAAAUAUCAAAAAGAAUAUUAGUCCUCAGCCAGAAAGUAAGACAGCAGGCACAGAGAGUACAUAUUACAGCGCAACAGGAGAAACUUCCCAGGCGCAGCUGCAGUUACCUGUGAGUUUGGGACUUCUGACCACCAGGGGAAGUGGCAGGAGCUCAGAGAGAAAGCCAGUUAUCAGCAUCACAACGCAGCAAGGUCCAAGGAUCAUUGCCCCUCCCUCCUUCGAUGGCACAACGAUGAGCUUCGUAGUGGAGCAUCGGUGACCAAGAGAACGUCUCGUCAUAAGUGAUAUGUUUCUGCUGAGGAUUCUGCCUUCAGUCACUGUAAGUUCAGUUUUCACCUGUCACCCACCCCGUGAUCUACUCCCAGGACAACCUCCACCACCAUCAUCUGCCCCCAGUUCUGUGUUGUUUAAACUUGCAGCAGACAUUACUGUAUACGCACUGCAGUGCUACAUAGGGUCAACUCAACAUUUUUGCCACGCUGUCCUGCUGAAGUUCUGAUGUGAAUAGGCUUUCCAUUCAGCUGCUGUCAAGAUCUGUUGAAAUGCUGUUUGUGCCCUGCAGCAUGCUUAUUCAAAAGGAAAAAAAGGCAAGUCUUCGCUUCCUGCUCAGUGUUAUUCAUUACUGGCCAAAAGCAACUGGUUUACUGAUAUUUUACUGUCGCCAAGUAUUUUAAGCAAGACUAUGUAACUUUUGAAAAAACAUAUUUAACCUAAAAAAAGGUUUAAUAUGUGCAAAAUAAAAUUCAACUUUAUUAAAGUCCGCAUACCCAAGAUUUGUUUUCUAUAACCUCUUGUGAUCAUUACGCUGUACCUGACCUUACUGAGUGUGUGUGCAAUUCAUUAACACUACUGUGUAAGGAUGUCACAGGUCCCUGUGGUUUUAUCAGAAAAGUAAAACAAAAAGUAAAGAUGUACCUGACAAGAGCACAUGUUGGUUGUCUGCUGCGGUUGAUGCUUGGUCACACUUAGGCAUUGCGGUCUUGUUUAUCCCAGUGGGCAAAUGCAGUACGGUAUUAGAGACAAAUAUGAGAUUCUGGUGUAUCAGCAGGUAUCAAAAGAGGUGCUUUGCAUUUGCUGUUUUCAUCUGCACACAUCAGUUGCUCGGUAGGACAGAGGAUAUCUUAUAUAGGUCCGGGGCAUUGUAGGGCUUAUUUGACUGGCAAUCCUGAAUGCCAUGUGAAUGUUGGGGACAGUGCAGGUAGCAAGUGGUGGGUCCCAUUUUUAUUUAUUUUUGGGGUAUCACAUUGCUCAACUUCCUACAUAAAGUUUACAUCAUUUUGCAUUAAAGCUUCUAACAUUAGAUCCUUCCUGGUAGUGGAUCAGGGCCAUUUUAAAGAGGUCAACCAUGCUCACUGGACACUGAGCAACUUCUAGCCACAGCAAAGGCUCUGUCUUCCUGUGGACACUGGGAUCCUUAGUAGCCAGGUAACAUGUAGAAGAUCCCAAGACCACAGUACACAGAUCUUUUUUGGAAUUCUGAGUGAAUUAAUACUCCAAGUGAAUUCAUCCAUGAGAGGAUGGACAGAGAGGUUGAUAGCAGAUAUUAGUACCACAUCAGCAGUAAUGCAGAGUGGAGUGGAAGCGCUGAAGUGAAAGCUGAGCCUGGCAUCAAACUUCUCGACUUACCGGUGGAUCUGCUUUCUAACCCUACCCAUUAGUCAUUGGAAGAAUGAGGUUGUAGAUGCAAGCAUCUGAAACAAGUUUCAUUCGCUGGGUGAUGCAAAGAGAGGGUGAUCUGAGACAUCUGAAAGAGACGCUGCUCUUCAGACAUCUGAUUUCUCUGGAGGUAUUCCAGACAGAUCCAACUGGAAAGAGAUCACAGCACAGAGUCAGAAUACCCUGGAGGGAUUACAUAGGAUGUGGCUAGGGAGAAAGACAUAUGGGCAACUUUGUUUAGCCUGCUGUCACCAAGAUCAGCCACAGAAAAUGAAUGUAUGGGCUCCAGUAAAAUAAUAAACAAGAUAACAUAGAUACCAAGCAAGUCGAUUCUGUAUAACAUAUUAUUCAUUUUCACACUUAAAGGUUUAGGUAUGUAAUCUUAUUUAACCAAGAAAAAUAGCCAGAUGGGUGUAAUGAUGAUGGCAUCUUUCAUUCAAGUACUGCUUUCCUCCAUUUGAUGUUUGUGCCACAGUGGUUGCUGUUCAGUGGAAGUUGCAUAGUCUUGGUUUUAAACAAAACAUUUUUGCUGUAUGAUCCACAUUUUGCACAGGGACCAUUUGUCUGCACUUAAUUAAAAAUGAACACGACAGAUUAAGACCUCACUAUCUGUAUAUAUUUUUAUUCUUUUACAGUCAGUUCAGUCAAAAAAGGAAACCCUUUAUUGUUGGAUUUAAAAUAAAUAUAUUGUAAAGAAUUCCCUACUAAAUAUGUGUUAAAGAAUAAUCGGCUGGCAUUACUAUGUGCUGUGUUACAACUCACCAACAUAUUUUUCACAUGCACAGCAGCAGCAUUUCCAUGUUUUUGAGCAGUCCAUGCCCAUGCUUGUCCUGAAGUCUAUAUAACCGUCCUGCCAUGACUCACGAAAUGAUGCUCAAACCUGCUGCAUAACUGAUAUAUUGUAUGAAGUGGUCUGCAUUUAUAUUUUUAAAGCAUGCUCAGGAGAAAAGUAAUACACUAUGUGUGUAUGCCAGAUGAAACAAAGCUGGGACUGUGGUUUAUUAGUUUACUUAGGUAACUAAGUAGCGUUGGGCCUAAUGCGUCAGAGCCAGCUGGGACAUUUAGAGGAUGACUUCCUCUAUUUGCUUUGGUUCAGUUUACACUUUUGUGUACUGAGAUGGGGGCUGAUGUGUGUCUGUGUUUGUGCCUGUGAGUUAUGUGUGGCAUUUGAGUAUUAUGUGAGUACAACGAGGACUUAUGUUACUUCGCUGCAGACGUGAGCAUAGACUGGUCAUGUGUUUGGUUUGAGUGAUUUUGCAUAGCAUACGGAGAAAUGCCAGUUUAAAUCUAAAUCACUGAGCAAAUACAUUCAAAUAUUUUUAUUUGAAUACUUUUUUUUCUUUUUUCUUACCUGUUUCCAUUUGAAUAUGCAGGGGCAUCAUGUGUCAUUGUGCUUGAUUUUACUCAGUUAUACAAGCAUACAUGUAGUAAUACUGCAACAUGUAGUUUGCUAUUUUUAUCACGUUUCCUAGUUACACGGAUUAAAGGUAUCUGGACAUGCUGGACAGUCUAUGUACCUUAAUGUAAAAUGCAAUUUUUGCAACUUUUAUUCUUAUGAAUUGAUUUCAUUAUAACUGAUUCAUGUGCACGAGCUGCUCUUUGGAGCAUGUUAAUGUUGCCAAAUUUAAUUCAUUUUGAAGUAAAUGUAACUGAGAUAUGUAACUGUAACUAAUAACACUUCCUUUAAAAUUGUAGGUUUGCUAUUGAAUGAAAUCAGUUUACUCCAUUGUAAAAUGAGAGCAGUGCAAAUAAAGCAACUGAUGCUACUGAACAUUUAUUUAUUUAAAAUUUGUACAAAAUGGCAGAAAUGACCUAAGA
Messenger RNA from Pundamilia nyererei, 7575 nucleotides. RefSeq names its product chromosome unknown C4orf54 homolog. Bases 74 to 4360 code for a protein of 1428 amino acids. Lineage: Eukaryota; Metazoa; Chordata; Actinopteri; Cichliformes; Cichlidae. The record is from RefSeq and is a predicted model, not a curated record. The transcript has 2 exons.